Oncorhynchus nerka (sockeye salmon) is the source of this 988-nucleotide messenger RNA. Its product is annotated as arachidonate 5-lipoxygenase-activating protein-like. Lineage: Eukaryota; Metazoa; Chordata; Actinopteri; Salmoniformes; Salmonidae. The record is from RefSeq and is a predicted model, not a curated record. Bases 107 to 571 code for a protein of 154 amino acids. Gene Ontology annotation, molecular function: enzyme activator activity; leukotriene-C4 synthase activity; glutathione peroxidase activity. The transcript is spliced from 5 exons. Gene Ontology annotation, cellular component: membrane; nuclear envelope; endoplasmic reticulum. Gene Ontology annotation, biological process: leukotriene biosynthetic process.
AGUUAUAACUGGUGUCCCUCCUCCUCUAUCCUUAUAUUCAAUAAGCCUGUCCUCCCUCUGUUCUAUCUGUCCCUCCGUUCUAUCUGUCCCUCCGUUCUGAGUCGUCAUGUUGUCCAUAGUGGUGGAACACAUCUUUCUCUUGGUCAUCGUCACUCUCAUUAGCGUCCUACAGAAUGCUUUCUUUGCAACAAAGGUAGAGAGGGAGGGUAAAGAGCACAACAACAAAACUGCUUUUGAGAGAGUGUCCUGCGCCAAUCGUAACUGUAUGGAUUCCUACCCUACCUUCCUAGCAGUGAUGUGGUGUGCUGGGCUCUGCCUUAACCAAGCUCCUGCUGCCUUCGCAGGGAUCAUCUACCUGGUGGCCAGGCAGAAGUACUUUGUUGGGUACAUGGGUCAGACAUCUCAGAGCACUCCAGGGUUCCUGUUUGGGAAACGCGUCCUGGCCUUCCUCAUCCUGAUGUGCAUUGUGGGUAUCUUCAACUUCCUGCUGGUGCGUUACCUCGGCAACGACUAUAAAGACACCAUGGAAACGAUCACCAACGCAGCCUCUGCUCUACUCCUCAUUCCCUGAACUACAGCAGUGACUAUAAAGUCUGUUUUGUGUCUGUGUUGAGGUACUACUGAAAGUGACUAUAAAGUCUAUUUUGUGUCUGUGUUGAGGUACUACUGAAAGUGACUAUAAAGUCUGUUUUGUGUGUGUUGAGGUACUACUGAAAUUGACUAUAAAGUCUGUUUUGUGUCUGUGUUGAGGUACUACUGAAAUUGACUAUAAAGUCUGUUUUGUGUCUGUGUUGAGGUACUACUGAAAGUGACUAUAAAGUCUGUUUUGUGUCUGUGUGUAUUUGCACAGCGCAAGGGUAGCAAGUGUGGUGAUGUGAUGGGUGAUUCAAUGUGGUGCAAUUAUCCACUUCUGUGCUCAAUCAUUUCAUGUUUUAUAUUCUUUAUUUUUUUAUUUAUUUUUGUCUGGGAAAUAAAAACACAACAGCUA